Molecule: messenger RNA, 943 nt
Organism: Cydia pomonella (codling moth)
Lineage: Eukaryota; Metazoa; Arthropoda; Insecta; Lepidoptera; Tortricidae
Exons: 3
Coding region: 374-793 (139 amino acids)
Source: RefSeq, a predicted model, not a curated record
AAUAACAUGAUUCAAAUAUCAUUCUGAUGUCAGUGUACGUCCGAAUUGGUUGGUCAGGCUCUGGAUUUUUGAUAAAUUUAGAUCGUGUACGGAUUAAGAUUCAGAUAAGAUUAAAUUCAGAUCAUCGUACACAGAGCAUCGUAUUUUGCAUUGCAACUUUACCGCUGUUAAUCCACAUAUUUUUUGUUUGGAACUAGGCUCCGCAGACGGCGCACAUUACGCUAAAAAUUGACCACGGCCACGAAACCCUAAAACUAAGCUGAGUUAUCAAUUAAAUUAACAUCAAGUGGAUUAAGAGCCGGGUAAAUAAUUACGGUAACGUAUAAAUUCGUAUAAAAAGGACCGCCUCGCUUAGAAACAGUGAUUAUCAAAAAUGAAGCUUCUAGUAGUGUUACUCGUGAUAUUUGCGUUGACAAUAUGUCUCUGCGAGAGUGCUCCCCUAAAUUCAGAUCAGACGAUUAGAGAAAAACGCCAUUUUAAACGAUAUGGCGGUGGUGUAAAGAAAAUAGUGAUCAUCAAAAGUUACGGGGGUGGAUACGGUGGACAUGGGGGUGGCUUAGGGUAUGGCGGCGGCGGUGGCUAUGGAGGCGGCGGUGGCUAUGGAGGCGGCGGUGGUUUCGGGGGUGGGGGCGGUUACGGGGGCGGGGGCGGUUACGGGGGCGGUUAUGGGGGAGGAGGUGGGUUUGGAGGCGGCGGAGGAGGCGGGGGCGGGGGCGGUGGCGGCGGUGGUUACGGAGGUGGCUACGGAGGCGGAUUUGGAUUCGGAGGCGGGGGUGGAUUCGGAAAGAAAUGAUAAACACGCUGCCAUGAAAGUUAGCAAGUUUGAAAACCUACAGGCGUCAAGAUUUACUUUCAAGAGAUGCAGAGAAUUAAGAUAAAUGUACAUCCAGAGGCAAAGUUGAUGUACCUAUACAGAAGUUACCAAAUAAAUAUAUUUCUUAGG